AUGUCCGAUCAACCACCUAAUAAACCAAAUCUUAAUUCCAUUAAGAAAUUAUUGGAAAUGUUAAGUAUGGGAAAGGAAUUAACUGAGGCCCAACAUAAAGAAAUGAAAGAUUAUAAGUUUUGGAAGACUCAACCUGUUAUAUCCUUUGAUGAAAAAAUAUCUCAAGAAGGACCAAUUGAUAGUCGUAAAACUGUUGCAGAUAUAUCAGAAAAGCCCUUGCCAUUAUUAGAAGGGUUUGAAUGGGAUACAUUAGAUUUAACAAGUACAAAAGAGCUUGAUGAGGUUUAUAAUCUAUUACAUGAAAAUUAUGUUGAAGAUUCAGGUGAAUCAUUUAGGUUUAAAUACUCAGCAGAAUUUUUUGAUUGGGCAUUAAAACCUCCAGGAUGGAAAAAAGAUUGGCAUGUUGGAGUUCGUGUCAAAAGUUCUAAAAGAUUGGUUGCAUUUAUUUCAGCUAUUCCAUUAAGAUUGAAAUUACAUGAUAAGAUAAUUGAAUCAGUUGAAAUUAAUUUUUUAUGUGUUCAUAAAAAAUUAAGAAGUAAAAGAUUAACACCAGUUUUAAUCAAAGAAAUCACAAGAAGAGUGAAUAGAUAUGAUAUUUGGCAAGCAUUAUAUACAGCAGGAAUUGUUUUACCAAGUCCAAUUUCAACAUGUCGCUAUACACACAGACCGAUUAAUUGGGAAAAAUUACAUGAAGUUGGAUUUUCAAGCUUACCAGAAGAUAGUACUAAAGAAGACAUGGUGAAGAAGUAUUAUAUAGAUGAGAAUAACGAAGCCAUUAAACUUGAAGGAUUAAGAAAGAUGACUGAGGAUGAUGUUGAUGAAGUGCUUGAAUUAUAUAAUAAAUUUCAAGCCAAAUAUGAAUUAAUUCAGGUCUUUGAUAAGGAAGACUUGAAACAUUGGUUAUUAAAAGGUAAGGAGGUGAUUUAUACUUAUGUUGUUGAAGAUAAAAGCAAUAAGAAAAUCACUGAUUUCUUUUCAUUUUAUCUUUUGCCAUUUAAAAUAUUAAAUGUUCCCAAACACGAGCAGUUAAACAUUUCGUAUUUAUUUUAUUAUGGAACAGAUCAUGAUAGUAGUAAGAAAGAAUUGGAAACUCGAUUAAAGUUGUUAAUGAAGAAUGCGUUGGUUAUUAAUAAAGGGCUUAAGAUUGAUGUGUUUAAUGCUUUAACAUCUCAAGAUAAUACGUUGUUUUUAGAAGAUUUGAAUUUUGGAUUAGGUGAUGGGUAUUUGAACUAUUAUUUGUUCAAUUAUAAGGCAUUUCCCAUUCUGGGUGGAAUCAAUAAACAUACUAAAUUGAUUGAAGAAGGAAGUGGAAUUGGAGUUGUAAUGUUAUGA
This is a messenger RNA of Ascoidea rubescens DSM 1968, 1332 nucleotides long. RefSeq names its product glycylpeptide N-tetradecanoyltransferase NMT1 (gene NMT1). The transcript has a single exon. Gene Ontology annotation, molecular function: glycylpeptide N-tetradecanoyltransferase activity. The record is from RefSeq and is a predicted model, not a curated record. The coding region runs from base 1 to 1332 and encodes 443 amino acids. Gene Ontology annotation, biological process: N-terminal peptidyl-glycine N-myristoylation. Gene Ontology annotation, cellular component: cytoplasm. NCBI's taxonomy places the organism in Eukaryota, Fungi, Ascomycota, Saccharomycetes, Ascoideales, Ascoideaceae.